AUGAGUUUUGAGUUUGAAAAAGAACGUUUACCUGGCAAAUUGCAAUGGAAACACAUAAUAAGCAUAAAACUGAAGCCUUUCUUAUGUUUUUUAAAAUCAGUUCUAAUCUAUUAUAUCUUAUUAACUAACUUUCUAGAACCCUAUAAGUGGUUGCACAAUAUCUUUGUGACCAUAAUUAACGGUGUAAAUUCUGUGCUGCAGAUUAGCGAAAACGAUCCUGGCUUAUCACUGCUGCUAGUGCAUUUGAAUGCUAAUAUCAAGGCGGUCUUCAAUGACCCACGUUCGAUGUUUGUAACAACAACUGUGCGCGAGUAUCUUUUCGAUGGUGUGCGGUUUUGCAUAAAUCCGAAUGGUAUAGCUAAGGCCAUUUGCAAUCAAAUCAAGGAGAGCGGCUCAAAGACUAUACGUGAGUUGAACGAUGGCAGUUUGGCGUUUUCAUUUUUUAAUCACAAAAAUGGUUCUGGACAUGAUGUAUAUGAGGUACAUACGGGCAAAGGUGAUGCAAGUCGCGUGCUUGAAAUACAAAAACUGGAUGAUUCACAUAAUUUACAGGUGUGGUUGAAUAAUACUGAUGGUGAAACGUCGAUGUGUAAUCAAAUCAACGGCACCGAUGCAUCUUCGUAUCCUCCUUUUCGUCAACGUGGUGAUUCAAUGUAUAUUUUCAGUGCAGAUAUAUGUCGCUCCGUUCAGCUAUUCUAUCAAUCUGAUAUACAAUAUCAAGGUAUACCUGGUUUUCGUUAUUCGAUUGGCGAGAAUUUCAUAAAUGAUAUUGGCCCAGAACAUGAUAAUGAGUGCUUUUGUGUUGAUAAGCUCGCAAAUGUAAUAAAACGAAAGAAUGGUUGCCUAUACGCAGGAGCAUUAGAUCUCACAACUUGUUUAGGUGAGUAG
Molecule: messenger RNA, 888 nt
Organism: Teleopsis dalmanni
Lineage: Eukaryota; Metazoa; Arthropoda; Insecta; Diptera; Diopsidae
Product: sensory neuron membrane protein 2-like
Exons: 4
Coding region: 1-888 (295 amino acids)
Cellular component (GO): membrane; cytoplasm
Molecular function (GO): scavenger receptor activity
Source: RefSeq, a predicted model, not a curated record